AUGGAAGGUGCAAUAAAAACUGGUUGGAUUGAGAAGAAGUCACAUUACCUCAAAAAAUGAAGAAAGCGGUGGCUUGUCCUCGACGAAAAUUAUUUACGAACUUAUAAGUUUCCUUACCAAUUCGAUAAAUCAACAGCAACAAUUCGAGUUUCUGCAAUAACUGAUGCAUCUCCCUACCUGAACGAGACUUCAAAAGAUUUUUGCUUCAAAAUUUCAACCCCGACACGUCAGUAUUUGAUUUCUGCGACAUCUGACGUUGAUAUGAUAGGCUGGCUUAAUUUAAUCAACCAUGCAAGAAAAAGCCCACAAGUGCCGAACUUUUCGUCUUUUAAUUGCUUGUAUGAGCGAAAAGCCCUGAGCGAGGUAUCACUAAUAUAGAAAAUUUUGCCUUAUUUUGCCUGCUUAUUAUUUAUUAUUUAAAUCUUAUUGAAAAUCAAGGAAAAAGGCUAUAUCAUCUUUUUCAAAAUUCAAAGAAAUUCUCAAUAAUCGGGAACAAGAAUUGAUAGACGUUCUAGAUGAAGCUUAUCAGUCAACAAUUGAAGAAGCGAAAAUAGAGAGUUGCCAUUUAGAUAAAAUUUUGCAAAAAGAAACAGAAAGCUACCAAGCUUUUCAAGGAAUUUUGUCUUCAAAUGACUCCAUUGUAAAUAAAAUAAGAGCAAUUCAAAAAAUUCCUGCUCAGAAUUUAAAUUUCAAAAAAUUCGACUACAUCGAAGGGGUGCCUUAUUUUUUUAAAAAAAUUAUUUUAAAAAUGCAAUAAAUAAUUAAAAUAAUUUUUAUGACCAAGGGGUUGAUAUCAAAGUAUCCGUCCACGAAGAAAACCUAAAAAAAGUGAUUUCUAGCAAUAUCGAAGUCUGUUGAGAAAACCCACAAGAAGUAAAAGUAAGAAGAACCACCAUAACCCGAGCAUUAAAAUGGAGGUACACUGGAGAAAGAAUGGACUCUUUAAGCUUCUCAGUAUCAGAAGACGUCAUGCUCACUGGAGUCGGAAUUUGUAUGCCUUAUAAGUUUGGAGGAUUAACCCAAGUUAAAGACUUCCAAGUACUAAAAGGGAACUCUUCAGCUUCUGCUGUUGCUUAUAAACACCCUCAUAAGUUUUCAAUGCAGUUUAGCCCUGAUGAGUCUGUGUUUAAAGUUUCUAUGGAAAGACCAGUAAAUCUUGUGAAGGGAAAUAAAUAUACCGUCAUGUUUUGUAUUGAAGGGUCACAUACAUUUAAAUGCGUAGAUUGCAUGCAAAUUGUGGUGGGGCCUGGAAAUGUUAAUUGGGAAUUCGAAAAUACGGUUUUUGCGCAGAAUCAUCAAAGUAAUAGAUGUGAUACAGUAUGUGGGCCAAUUGCUGAUUUUUAUUAUGUAUCAGCUGGAUAUAUGAAUAAUUAUUAAAAUAAAUAGCAUAAAGAUUUAUUUUACAGAAAAUUGUGCAUUUGCCAAAAAAUAUGAGAAAUAUUAAAAAUAAACAGAAUAGCUGGAAAUAGAAGAAAUAGCUAA
Molecule: messenger RNA, 1482 nt
Organism: Blepharisma stoltei
Lineage: Eukaryota; Ciliophora; Heterotrichea; Heterotrichida; Blepharismidae
Source: the annotation of a GenBank genome assembly